Molecule: messenger RNA, 1166 nt
Organism: Schistosoma intercalatum
Lineage: Eukaryota; Metazoa; Platyhelminthes; Trematoda; Strigeidida; Schistosomatidae
Source: the annotation of a GenBank genome assembly
CGAAAUUCAGAAUUUGUUCGUUUAGUAUACAGUAAUGUGUUGCCAACUCAAAUCAUCUAACCUUUGAUCUGAAAUUCAAUAUUUUCAUUUCUUCAUUUAUAAUCCGAAAGAAAAUGAAGAUAUAUGUUUAAUUUCAAUCUUCACCAAUUACAUUCAUUCUGUGUAAUCAUUGUCACAAAGUUGCUAACCAUAUUUUAGAACAUGAGCAAUCUAAUUGGGCAGACCUUCUUAUGUGUUCUAUAUUUAAAUCGGAUUGGAUACAUUCUAACUACUGAAAAGCUUAAUUAUUGGUGUUCUAAAUUUACUAGUAACACAUAUUCAUAAAUUAAUGAAACUUACUGAGACGAAGGUUUAUUCGAAUAAUUUCACUAUGGAAUCUGUCAAAGACUUCCCUAGAAUCACCUCAGUAGUUAGACUCAAAGUUAUGAUAAUCUUGGCAGUCUCAACUGUUACAUUUGGAAUUUGGUACAUGUGGGGUCUUAGCCUAAACGAAAUAGGUCAGUAUAUUUCAAACUACCAAAACCUAGCAAUAUGGAAUAUGGUUAAACAGCCUGUUUAUUAUCCGAACUUCAAAGUUUUCAGAAAUGACGUAAUGAUUGGGCGUCUUCUGUUAAAUAAAACCAAGAAACAUGAAAUUAUCAUCUACGGGCGGAUGUUGGCAGAUAUGAACAAAGAUGUAACAAAUUGUCCAGUGAACAAUUGUGUUAUUCAUACUGAUACAACUCGUUGGAUUCAAAGUGAUCUUAUUUUAAUUCCAAGCAGACAAUUUCCUUCCGGAAAGCGUCCACAUCAACAGGCUUGGGUGGCAUUUGAGUAUGAAUCAGCACUCCAUACUCGACUUAGUGAUGAACUUAAUGAUAAAAUUAACUUCACUGCAUCAUAUCGAUUUGAUUCAACUAUUCGCACACCUUAUGGAAUGUAUACACCGAAUGAACCUAAAACAGAUGAUAUCAAUAAAACAAUCCAUUCGACAAAAUUGGAGAAUAUAGCGAAAGGAAAAGACAGAGCUGUUGCCUGGAUAGUGAGUAACUGUUAUCCUAGGAGUCCAAGAAAUGUUUAUGCAAAUGAACUGGCUAAAUAUAUUACAGAAUAAAGCAGUUUAAUUAUUUGUAAAGAAAAUGAAGGAAAUUUGAUGAUGAGUAGCCUAGAAUUAUCAAAGACGGUAU